AUGUCUGAAAACCUGGCAUUUCAAGCUGCGGAGUCACUCACGGUCGCCUCACUGUUCUCUCUAUACCUCCGGCAUGACAUCUUGGCAAAAGCACAUUUUGGGGCGUACCUGGGGGCUAUCCGACAGUUUCCGGACUUGGCGACACCCGUGAAGGCAACGUACGAGGCUAUGAUCCAUGCCAGUAGGCUGUAUCAUGGUGACGGCGGCAAAGAGCAUACGCCCCGUGAGUAUCAUCGUGGUCCUCGGUCCACGAGGGAUCGCGACAGUUCUGCUCCAGGAACACCUACGUCAUGUGGUAGCGGCAGCACUCUCCCCUUCGACGAUGUUCCGCCAUACCGAGCUCCACCGCCCCCAUACGGCGAACGCGUGGCCGAAAGCCAGUCCCCGAGGGCCAGGUCCGACGUCGUAGACAUCGUCGCCGCAGGUCCUGGGGGCGACUGCGACCUGCCCGAGUAUGGAGACACCAACCGGCGGGAUGAUGUGCAGGGUCCCCUUCCGGGCGUCCUCUCCUAUAGAGAGGAAGAUGGCGACAUACGCUCAACCACAAAAAGGAAACGUUCAACCACCGCACUACGUACCACAACGACAUCUGCGGCGGACGCGCCCCGCCACGAGAAACUACUGCGAACCCUGCUCGUCAUGGCAAACGACGACAGCCAGGUUGCAAGUUUGCAUGCAUCGAAACAACAAUCCCCCAGGGUGCGAGAUCAACAUGGCGAAGAACUACAAAACACUGUUGAGCAGUUACGAAGGACCGUCAGGGAACUACAGAAGGAGGUCGAGGAACUGCAGGCCUGGAAGAAGUCACAUAAAGAAGCCUUUGGUGAUCUGGAAGGAACCUGUUGUCAAUUGGAAGAGCGUCAAGACGACUUUGACGACGCCGUCGGCAUUUUGUCUCAUGAUGUAGACGAGCUAGGCGGGAAACACGAUGAGCUGGGGAAACAGUUGCUUGACGUCGGUGACGAGGUUAGGGACAUGAUGGACGACAUGAAACGUACGGCCCAAGAGGAAAUCUGCAAAACCGUUGACGACAGUGUGGCGAAGAAAAUAGAAGAGAUUGUCCAGAGUCAAGUCAAUGAAAUUAAGAGAAAGAUUUGCAACGCUCUGCAACCGAUCUGA
Molecule: messenger RNA, 1119 nt
Organism: Colletotrichum chrysophilum
Lineage: Eukaryota; Fungi; Ascomycota; Sordariomycetes; Glomerellales; Glomerellaceae
Exons: 1
Coding region: 1-1119 (372 amino acids)
Biological process (GO): vesicle-mediated transport
Cellular component (GO): membrane
Source: RefSeq, a predicted model, not a curated record